AUGAAUAUUUUUAUAUUUUUAUUAAUUUUUUUCAACAUUUACACCCUUAAUACAACUAGUGUUAUUGCUGUUGAAAAUGAUUUUAACAAAACACCUAUGAAAAAAGUUUAUACAACUUUAAAGAAAGGAACCUCAUGUAAAACCAACGCAAGGAUAAUACAUUCAAUUAAAACUUUAAGGGAAAUCAAAUCAUCCGAAAGAAAAACUCGUCACAAAAUUAAAAGACAAAAUAACGAACGAGAGUAUCAACGAUCAACCUUAGGAAAAGUUCAUAAUACUUCAAAUAAAAAUAAUUUAAAAAAGGAUCAAAUAAGCCUGGAAGAAAUGAGAAAAAGACUUGCGGACCUGCAAACAAAUUCUCCAAAAAUUUGUUUUAAAAAACAACCAAUUCCUUGUGGUUUGUUAAUUUACUAA
Meloidogyne enterolobii is the source of this 414-nucleotide messenger RNA. The record is from the annotation of a GenBank genome assembly. NCBI's taxonomy places the organism in Eukaryota, Metazoa, Nematoda, Chromadorea, Rhabditida, Meloidogynidae.